Salmo salar (Atlantic salmon) is the source of this 2227-nucleotide messenger RNA. RefSeq names its product Rieske domain-containing protein. The record is from RefSeq and is a predicted model, not a curated record. Gene Ontology annotation, molecular function: 2 iron, 2 sulfur cluster binding. Lineage: Eukaryota; Metazoa; Chordata; Actinopteri; Salmoniformes; Salmonidae.
GAUAACAAUUAAACAUUUACUAAAUAAUACUGAUAACAUUUGAUGUAUUAAAAAAAUGGUCUUACAUCAAACAUUCUAGUCUGUCUGCGAAUAUCCACCUUGUGUUAGAGAUAAAAUAAAAAUAAAAACGACGUGCCCACUCGGGAGAGUGAGAUGGGUAGAUAUGACCAGCUGAAAUGGGCGGGUGGGACAAGAUAACGACAUGGUACCUCCUUAUUAGACCAGGCCACUGGGUGCGUCUAAAAUGAGUUCAUUACAACUUCAGUAAGAGAGGAGAACAAGCUGCUACCAAGUGUUUGGAAUAUCAGCAUAUCCAUGGAGGAGAGGGAAGAAAGACAAGAGCCUGCAACAGGUUCACACUUUGUGGGCAAGAAGGAGGACCUGAUAAAAGCCAAGCGGUCGUUCAGGACCGUGGAGGGCCGGGACAUACUUGUGCUCUAUCACCAGGAGAUAUUCUACGCUCUGGACUUCCACAGCUACCAUGCUGGAGGACCAUUGCAAAAUGGAGACAUAGAGGAAUUUGACGGCAAACUGUGCAUUGUGUGUCCAAAGCACAAGUUCAAGAUCUCUCUCGCGAAGGGGGAGAGCAUCUAUAGGGCCACCAACCCCUAUGACCCUGUGCCGACACCAAGGUGGUACUCCAAGGGCAUCAAGCAAAGAAUCCACACGGUGACCGAAAUCUAAGGCCACAACCUCCUGAUGGACUGAUUGGCUGCAUGUCAAUAGUCUAAAGUUGCUUCCUCUCCUCGCUUUCUCAUCUGCACUGAUCUGAAGGGAAGGUGAAAGAGGGAAGGAGGCCUGGAGAGGAUGCCACGUCAAACUAUUAAUAUACAGUUGGGAGUUUUCCUGAAGUUUACUUGUAUUCAAAUGGGGAUGAAGUAUUUAUGGCAACCCCGACCUUUGACAUUUGAUUCAUGUCCAGAUGCGUAAGUGGCAAAUCAGAUCACUGACAUAAAAAUGCUAAAGGCAGGAUUUGACUGAACUAAAAACGACUAACUACAUGUCUCUGUCCUUAAUGUGUGGGGUAGGGGUUUCUGCUUUUUUUGUUAAACAUUUGACUUGUAGCUCCUUCUCAAGUUGGAUGAGUUAAGUCUACCUGGAAACACAGGAGGUUGGUGGCACCUUAAUUUGGGAGGGCAGGCUCGUAAUCAUGGCUGGAGCGGUUUCCAUGUGUUUGAUGCCAUUCCAUUUGUUCCGUUCCAGCCAUUAUCACGAGCCUGCCCUCCCCAAUUAAGGUGCCACCAACUUCCUGUGUUUCCAGGUAGAUUUAACUCAUCUGACUUGAGAAGGAGCUACAAGUCAAAUGUGAAUUAUUAUUUGUAUUUCAUUAUCAAAUGUCCAUUAUUAUUUAUAUUUAUUAAGGAUCCCCAUUAGUUCCUGCCAAGGCAGCACUACUCUUCCCGGGGUCCAGCCAAAUUAAGGCAGUUAUACAAUUUGAAAAACAUUACAAUACAUUCACAGAUUUCACAACACACUGUGUGCCCUCAGGCCCCUACUCCACCACUACCACAUAUCUACAAUACAAAAUCGUACGUGUGUGUAUAGUGCAUAUGUUAUCGUGUGUGUGUGUGUGCAUGUGCAUGUGUCUGUGCCUAUGUUAUGAGCCGUCCUCCCCUCAGCAGCUUCCUCUGCCUGAAAAGCACAAGACUCCUGUGGUUCAGAUAAUAAAAUGAGUGCUGAUGGCUUGUUUUCCUCUGGUUUAGAUGUGUACAGAUGUAGAAUCUUAAUUUAAGCAGUUACUCACAGCAGGAAAGUAAUCUCUCAGCAACAGGAAAUAUGAAUUAGUAUGUGGAUUAUAAUGAUACUUUUUGCAUGGAUUGAUACAUUUUUAGUUUGGGCAAAUCAAGUUUGACUUUUUAAAGUGGAAAUUACAAAUUUUAUAAGCUUUUUUAAAACCUUGAAGCCACUAAAAGUUUGUAUUUACUGCUGUGCAGGAUGUUUCCUGCAACAACAGGGUGAUACAAUUAAGAUCCUACAUCUGUAGCAGCCUAUAAUCUAAUGGCUUUAUAUUCCAAUGAGGAUGAGUAAGUAAGUAGGCCCACAUAAAAUGUGUAUUCAGUCCUUUACAGCAGCGUUGAAAUCCCCUCUCUCGUUCUUAGGAAUAGGUACAUAUUGAUAUUGUUACCAUUAAAUUGAAUGUGUGGAAAGGAAAACUAGGCCAUUGAUUCAAACCCCCCCUGAAGUGGUUCUCUAACCUAAUAUAAACCAUUGACAAAAAAAAAACUAA